AUCGCUCCGUUCAGUUUUCCAGCUCCGUCGUGGAAGCUACUCUCUGUCGAUCCAUCUUCGCCGCGUAUAGGGUCUGACCCGGUUUGCGUCCCGUAGAGCAAUCCUCCCCCCUACCGGAGGAGUCCCGUGACAUCUGCAGAUUAUCUUCGACCUGUUAUUUCUGGACCGACAGCUCCAAACACCGAGUCUAAAGUCCAAAGAUGAGUGGCGGUGCUGCGAAUUUCAAAAAGUGCGGCUCGGUGCUGGUAACCGGAGCUAACCGGGGCCUCGGGCUGGAGUUAGUCAAGCGUCUGGCGAGUGGAGGGUUCUCACCGGGCAAGAUCAUAGCCACGACCCGGAACGCUGCAAAGGCGGAGAAACUUCAGGAACUGGCAGAGAAGCAUCCAAACAUCCACAUAGUCACUUUAGAUGUAGUGAACCAGGACAGCAUAGAGAAGUGUGCAGCAGACGUGGCCCAGCUGGUGCAAGAAGAAGGUCUGAACUGUCUGAUCAACAACGCGGGGAUCAACGUGGUGGCCGACUUUCACUCCGUUACUGCAGAGAAGAUGAUAGAAAACUUCCACACCAAUUCUGUGGCUCCUCUAAUGAUCACAAAGGCCUUUCUGCCUCUGCUGAAGCAAGCGGCAUCCAGAGGAGCAGCAGCUGGCUCGAAGACUAUGGGCAUCCAGAGGGCAGCAGUCAUUAACAUGAGCUCUCUUCUGGGCUCAGUGGAGCUCAACUGGGGCGAGAGGGCCAACAGCUUCAGAUGGUAUCCCUACAGGACCUCCAAGACUGCCCUCAACAUGGUUAGUCGCUGUAUGGCCAUAGACCUGGAGCCUGAUGGGAUUCUGUGUAUGGUCAUUCACCCCGGCUGGGUCCGCACUGACAUGGGAGGACCUGAGGCUCCACUGAGUCCUGAAGAAAGCAUUUCUGCCGUCUUGUCUGUGAUCGGAGGGCUCACUGAAAAGGAUCACGGGUCAUUUCUGAACUUUACAGGGGAGCAGUUGCCAUGGUGACCCUGAUCAUCACAGUGCUGAGUAGGAAGAUUAUGAGAAGUAUUAACUGAUCCUAAUGGCUGUUCAGUCAGUCCUCAUUAACUUUGACUAUGCAAACUUGACCGUAUCAGUGGUUUAGACGCUUAGUGUUACGCUUUAUUCUAGUUCUUUUUACUAGAUGAUAUCUUGUAUACAGGGGGGUCCUCGGUUUACGACAUCAUAGACCUACGGCUUUUCAUCGUUAAGUCGGAACUGGUUACGUGGAACUAGUUGGCAAGUGGAGCAGAUGAAUACGUCGUCACACGCCGCUAUAAGACGGAUUUGUUUACAUUCUCCAGUUGUACCUUGGAUUGUGCUACAUUCGCUAACUUUUUGCCCUUCAUUCUGGCUCCCAAGCGUAAGUCAGACUCUUCUGAAUGCAUCUCCAUGGAAGUGAAAUUAGAUAUAAUGAAACACUUGGAACAGGGCGAAACACCGGCGAACAUCGAUCAAGUUGUAAAAACAGUGCAACAUAUUGUACCGACCCUCUGUGAUGAAUGAGUGAGACUUAAUCUCCCUCUCUCGUUGUUUAUUGAGCCUCCACACAGGCUACUGUGGCCGUAGCUAAUGCCAAAAUAACUACAAAAACCCUAAAACUUAGCUUCAGAAUUAGUCACCGUUCCCAGCUCUCUCUUGCUCGACAUACAAGCACGGCACGGAGCAACACACACACACACACACACACACACACACACACACACACACACACACACACACAGAGCAACACACAUGCUACUGCUGACUCUCAGCCUAUCAGAGGUGAGCUAACCAAACAUGGCAUGUUCACUGACAUUAGGUAAAUCUUGAACUGAACAAUAAACAUUGAAACCUCAACAUUCACAACAAUAUCAGUCCAUUACAAUUUCUGUUAUGUUCUUGUAGAAUGACUCACACAUGCAUAAAAGUUGUUAGUAUUCAUGAAUAUUACGAAGAACUGAUCAUAACGUGAUGUACGUAACAGCUUUGUUGACAUUUUCACGGGAGUUCUGACUUAUGGUAAAAAUCAACUUACAUCACACCAUAGGAACAGAACUCCGACUUAAGUCGAGGACCACCUGUAUUUUAUCAAAGUAGAACUCAAUUAUCUGGGAGAAAUUACACUUGAUUUAUUAUUAAGAGAUGAACUUCAAGUGUUUGUAUGUGAAUUAAUAGGGGGUGCUGUGCAGCUUUUCAUCUAGAUAAUAAACUGUAGCUACAGUGUGCUGUAGCUGAGUCGUGGUAAAAUGUAAACAUAUUAUAUAUAAUUGCUAUAAUGGCACAUCAGAGUGUCCCAGCUAAAAUUGCAAAGCUGGGUUUUAGAAGGUUUUAGCAGAAAAUCACGGACUGUAUAUAAAGAUGGAUGAUUCAUCGCAGUUUCCCCCUACUGUAAAAACUGAAGCCACAAUAUGAUGGAAUUGGGCACUAGCAUGUUGUAGAUGUAGACACUCCUUCAGCUGGAGUCUGGACUGUUUACACUGAUUAAAACUCGAUGUUUUUUUUUAUAGAUUAAAAAGAUCUUGUUUGUUGUGUAGCUUUCUAGUGACAUCUCAUCUACUUCCUUCCCAUGGAUUGGUUGUGCGGGCAGUUUGCUAGCUUUAACAUUAGCAUUAAAGAUCCCAUGUGGUGAAAAUCUA
This is a messenger RNA of Amphiprion ocellaris (clown anemonefish), 2626 nucleotides long. RefSeq lists its product as uncharacterized. Bases 201 to 995 code for a protein of 264 amino acids. Lineage: Eukaryota; Metazoa; Chordata; Actinopteri; Pomacentridae. The transcript is spliced from 6 exons. The record is from RefSeq and is a predicted model, not a curated record.